Messenger RNA from Symbiodinium pilosum, 644 nucleotides. Lineage: Eukaryota; Dinophyceae; Suessiales; Symbiodiniaceae. The record is from the annotation of a GenBank genome assembly.
GUUGUCGCCUGGCCAUUACAUAUCCAGAGAUCUGCGAGAUGCAGGCUCGCGCCAUCUUCGAAGCAGCAGCAGAGGUCGGCCGCAGCGCCAAGAAGACACCGGUGGCCGAGGUCAUGGUACCUUUGGUGUCGACCCUGGAGGAGCUGGUUCAGCUGAAGAAGGUGAUCGAAGCAACGGCCCAGCAGGUUCAGAAGGAGCAGGGCGUGAAUUUCACAUAUCGCGUGGGCACUAUGGUGGAGCUGCCCCGAGCUGCACUGCAAGCAGGCCGCCUCGCAGAGCAAGCGGAGUUCUUCAGCUUUGGCACCAAUGAUCUGACCCAGACUACGUAUGGCCUAAGCCGGGAUGAUGCAGGAGCCUUCCUGCCUGAGUACAAGGCAAAGGGUAUCGUCGAGCAGGAUCCCUUUGUGAGCCUGGAUCAGGAGGGUGUUGGCGAGCUGAUCCAGAUCGCAGUGGAGCGUGGUCGCCGCAGCCGUUCGGGCAUGAAGAUGGGCAUCUGCGGAGAGCACGGAGGCGAUCCGGCUUCGAUCGAGUUCUGCGAGAAGACAGGGUUGGACUACGUCUCUUGCUCGCCCUUCCGCGUGCCCAUUGCCCGCCUGGCUGCAGCCCAAGCAGCAUUGAAAUCCCAGGGCGAGAAGGCUCCCAGG